Molecule: messenger RNA, 977 nt
Organism: Rhodotorula graminis WP1
Lineage: Eukaryota; Fungi; Basidiomycota; Microbotryomycetes; Sporidiobolales; Sporidiobolaceae
Exons: 7
Coding region: 75-899 (274 amino acids)
Biological process (GO): regulation of pentose-phosphate shunt; negative regulation of glycolytic process; fructose 2,6-bisphosphate metabolic process
Cellular component (GO): cytosol
Molecular function (GO): fructose-2,6-bisphosphate 2-phosphatase activity
Source: RefSeq, a predicted model, not a curated record
GAACCACUCGCUCCUCGGCUGACAGCGUUCUUCGACUUUGUGCCUACCGCCAGAGCCUACUCGGUCUCCUGAGCAUGCCUCGAACGACCCUCGUGACCAUCGUGCGACACGGCGAGACGGACUACAACAAGGCCGGGAUCGUGCAGGGCCACCUCGACGUGCCGCUUAACGCGCAGGGCGUUGCGCAGGCCCAGGUCACCGGGCGCUGGUUUGCGGCGCAGGGCGUGUGCUUCGACGAGGCGUGGAGCAGCGACUUGGCGAGGGCGAGAACGACGGCCGAUACAAUCUUGGAGUCGCAGCGGCAUCCGCCGCAGCUGGCCCUCGACGAGCGGAUCCGUGAGAGGCAUCUCGGCGCUAUGCAAGGCAAACGCCGAGGCGAUCCAGGUGCCGACCCGUCGACCGUCGAGCCCAUCCCGCAACUGCGCGCACGACUAUGGUCGUUCUGGGACGCCGCUUUUCCCCCUUCCGGCCCCGAGCCGACGUCCCCCGCCUCCUCAACUUCCUCACUCGCCCCGCCGCCGCCGUGCUCCACCUUCUCGAACAGCACGACCGCCCCCUCCUCGCAUCGGGCUGCCGCCAAGCAGAUCCUCUACGUCUCGCACGGCGCCGCCAUCCGCGACUUCAUCUCUUCGCUCGCGGCGCAGGACGUGCUCCCCGUCGAGAAGGGCGGCGGGCGCUCGUUUGAGCUGUGCCUGCCCGAGGCCGAAGCGCACGCGCUCAAGACGGGCGCGAGGAGGAUUGGCAACUGCUCGAGGACGGUGGUCGAGAUGGACUGGCUCGAGGACGGCAAAGGUGAGGGCAGAUGGCACGGUCGCCUGCUGCUGUACGCCGACGACGCGCACUUUGUCGACUCGAGCAGGGCGCCGAGCCCGACAGCGAACGCCGACGUCGUCGAGUGAGGGCGAGAGGAGGCGGUUCGACGAGCGAGGGAGGGGCAACGCGGGCCGUGUAGAGCGUGCAAGGGUCGGCGUCGAGCG